AAACUAGUUAGAUUAUAUCAGAAGAACACAAAAAUGAGAAACCAGCCAUUUCUUCAUUUUGGUCUGUUAGGCAUUAUCCUUGUUCUUUGCUUAGCUCGAAUACCCUCUCAUCAAGCUCACCAACAACAUCAUUUCCCAAAUCCUAGACUCAGAAGUGCUUACAAAUCUCUUCAAGCAUGGAAACAUGCAAUUAUAUCUGAUCCAAAGAAGUUUACAUCGAAUUGGUAUGGACCCGAUGUCUGCAGCUACAAUGGUGUUUUUUGUGCACCAGCACUUGAUAAUCCUUACAUUGAAACAGUUGCGGGAAUUGAUCUCAACCAUCAAAACAUUGCUGGUUCAUUACCACGUGAACUUGGUCUUCUUACCGAUCUCGCCCUUUUUCACAUCAACUCGAAUAGAUUUUGCGGAACCAUUCCUGAAACUUUUAGAAGGCUUCGUCUUUUAUUUGAGUUGGAUAUCAGUAACAAUAGAUUUGCAGGUAAGUUCCCUUCGGUAGUACUUUGUCUACCUUCACUCAAAUUUCUUGAUAUUCGAUUUAAUAAAUUCGAAGGCAAAGUUCCUUCCAAGCUCUUUGAUAUGAAACUCGAUGCGCUCUUUAUAAACGACAACAAAUUUCGGUUCACUAUCCCGGAUAACUUCGCCAACUCGACUGUUUCCGUGCUUGUAUUGGCAAAUAACAAACUUAAAGGUUGUUUCCCUCCCGACAUGGAAAAAAUGACGCGAACACUGAAUGAGAUUAUUCUUAUGAACAAUGGGCUGCAUUCAUGUUUACCUCCAGAUAUUGGAAAUUUGAAUAAGUUGACCGUUUUCGACAUAAGUUUCAACAAUUUUGUUGGGCCACUGCCUGAGAUGAUGGGUGAUAUGAAGAGUUUGGAGCAACUAAAUGUUGGACACAACAAAUUUUCAGGAGAUAUCCCACCAAGUAUUUGUUCUCUACCGAAAUUGGGAAAUUUUACAUACUCGUAUAAUUAUUUCGAUGGCGAUGCACCAAGCUGUUUGGAGCUACCUGCUAAGGAUAAUAGAAAGAACUGUUUUCCAGAACAACCAUUACAGCGAUCAGAGGAGGAUUGUUCAUCGGUUCUUUCGCACCCUGUGGAUUGUGCUGCAUUCGGUUGUUCAACAAGUCAUUUACCUCCACCUCCGCCAUAUAUAGCACCACCUCCAUAGACCAUAAAUCAAUCAUUGUACUAUUUUAUGGCAGGUUUUGUUUGUCUUUACUUUGGUAUUGAUUGUAUAAAAUGCCAAAUGAAUGUAAUCCAUUUUAUGAUAGAUGCACAGUACGUAGUUCACUUGAUAAACAUUCCUUUUUUUUC
Messenger RNA from Papaver somniferum (opium poppy), 1313 nucleotides. Its product is annotated as leucine-rich repeat extensin-like protein 6. Lineage: Eukaryota; Viridiplantae; Streptophyta; Magnoliopsida; Ranunculales; Papaveraceae. The coding region runs from base 34 to 1167 and encodes 377 amino acids. The transcript has a single exon. The record is from RefSeq and is a predicted model, not a curated record. Gene Ontology annotation, molecular function: protein binding.